Phytomonas sp. Hart1 is the source of this 2823-nucleotide messenger RNA. Lineage: Eukaryota; Euglenozoa; Kinetoplastea; Trypanosomatida; Trypanosomatidae. The record is from the annotation of a GenBank genome assembly.
AUGAGCGAUCAUUUUUUUAAUACCGAAUUUUGGCUUGCAAUCGUGAAGGAUAUUGAGACCUCUUCUUUGGUACGUGAGGGGUCCUAUAUAGUGUACGAAAGCCUUAGUGAGCAUAAAAAACGUGUUGUACGAACUGGUAUCAUUAAAGCUGUUAGGGAUAAUGUUGUGACUGUUACUCGGCCUUUCUCAACAUGGAAAACAUCUGUGAUAGCCGAAGAAGAAGAAGUUCUCAAUGCAGUCCAUGUCGAGCCUCCUUUGUCGACGCCUUCACUUCCUUCAAUGCAGCAGCACCUUCAGCGAGUUGAGGCUGCUCGAGAGAGUGUAUCAAAAAUCUUAAAUUCUCAUAUAAGCGAAAUUUAUUGUCACUCAUCUUCUCUAAAGCAUACCUACCUUGUGCUACAAGCUGUGGUCGAUAUCAUGUGCAUUCCUAUUAGCGAUAAUUCAUCGAAUUUUAUCCAAGGUAUUCUUCAGGAGGGAGGAUUUAUUCAGCAAAUAACUUCGUUUGAUGCAAACAGCUUGUCUCAGCAGCAACGUGCAGAUGUGAUUCAACUGUUUGAAAAUUCCGAAAUACUUAAAGACGAGUCGGCUUUAAAAGUACCACAAGCGAUUAUGCCUCUUUUAGAGUGGAUCCAUGCCCAGCUUGAACUUUUUAAAUCAUUGAAAAGUAAAGAAGAUUUUUUUGAUGAGGUAAGCAUGUUCAGUUGUCGAUCUCAUUGGAAUGAUUCAGCUGCUGAUACCUUUGUGAGUAGCUCCUGUCAGGUGAAGAAAUCAGUUCCCUCUUUAUUCGACUCCAGAUUUUCAAUUGAAGAAACGCUACUUCGUAGUGCCAUCUUGAACGUUUAUUCGUGUAAUCCACCCGAAAAUGAUCCUGUCAUACUUCUUUCAGGAAAACUCUGGAGACCUGAGCUGAUGGAGUGUUUGCAGAGACGUAUAUAUGAAAUUUCAACUAGGCAUACGCCUUUUUAUAAGGAUUUUAUGACUUGCAACACUGAAGAAAAUACGAUACAUGAGAUUCAGUAUGAAAACUCUUCUAAGUUGAAACAUGAUCUUAAAGAGCUUGAGGAUAAAUUAACAAUGCAGAAUCUAGAAAGCUGCAUUCUUUCUGGUAGUGAAUCCAAAGUUAAAAACUUUUCCAUUUCUGAGAGAGUUCAAAACGAAAUCGAAGAAAUUCGUGAUUUCCACGAAGUUAAUGAACUUUUGAAGAGUCAUUACUACUUUGUUUUUCAAGGCGAUGGGUGUAUGACAGAAAUGAAUAAUAUGCCUAAGGAGUUACAGAAGGCGUUUACAUCCAAGGUAGCGCAGUGUUGUGGUGUUCCUCUAGAGCAUAUUAUUAAUGUACGUUUUACAGCUAGCUCUUUACGGGUCGAUUUUGAUGUUUUACAUUCAACAACAGUGAGUACCGAUCUUUUACGUGAGAGAUUGUGCGCAGACGAGUUAAGUAUUCUGUGUCUAUUCAAUGUGAAUCUUGGAAGGUUCCCAAUUAGGGUUAUCGACUUGAAAGAAGAUACAUGUGGAUUGCCGAUUGGCGCUACUCAACCAAAAGAGUUGAUUCAGACUGGAUCAUUACUUGGCGACGCAUCUGAGUGUAAAGCUGAUAUUUUUUUAAUGCAACAACAAGGGUUUGAAAGCGAGUUAGAUAAACUCCUAGAUAGGGAAUUCAUUGAUCACGAGCAGGCUGACAAAAUGGUGUAUCUUUCUGAUGCACUAGAUUGUGUACAAAACAUAUUGCAAACUGUCUCGGAUUUUCAACUGAACGAAACAGAAGCAUUACCUCAGACAAAUAUGCAACUGAAUAAUGACAUUAGUGCCCAAGAGGAGACAGUUUUAGUUACACUUUCAGAAUAUCUACACCGAUUCACAGCCCUUGUAAACGAAAAUAAAGUAUUGCAUGAAAAAAUUUCAUCAAAUAUGGAAGAAAAUAAGAAACUUAGGGCUAACAAUGAUCGACUUAAUAAUGAGCUUCGCGAAGUAAAAGAUCAUCUAGGGAGAUUUUACAAAAGCACAUCCUAUGAACCUAUCAGCACGCCAAGUAAACAAGAGGCGUUUGAAUUAGUCACUUCGGAUGAUACGGGGAAGACACAACUUCUACAGGUGGACCAGCUACACAUAAGUUCUACUGAAGACACUCAGCUAGAGAUUCAGCACCAAGCUGAUUUGAAUAAAUCUGAAGAGCUUUCUGGCGUUAAGGAAGCUUUCUUUGAUCUGAGUGGUGAUCUUGACGUUAUGAAUCAGAUAUUUUAUCAACGAGGAAUAGAACCCCAUAACCUAGCUAUAAUUGUCAAUUUUAUUAAAGGACUUAAGGAUGAAGGUAAAAGUUUUAUUAAUAAUAGCUGCAUUUUCGAUUCGUUGCAAAAGGAAAGAGUGUUGCAUGAGGGUGAAGAGACACCCAAACAGUUUUUUUUUUCAAUCAACAUUGAAAAUAUUGAAGUUAUCUGUAAUCUUUUGUGUAUGCUAAUGGCUCUAUACAAGAGCCAUCACGAUAUAGCUGGUAUUUCACUCGAACAUGACACAAAGGAAUUGGAUUCACCUGCGGCUCCGCACGAUUCACAGAAGGGGGGUAUUCCUCCAAAAAUAAAAGGUGAGGCUUCAACAUUAUGUCCCGACCAUUCUAUUGUCUCGAAUAAUAUUGCUUUCCAGUUUAGUGAAAAUUUGUGUGAAAUUUCGCGUCCAAAGGCUGAUUGCGGAAUGUGUGCACAGCUGGAGCAAAAUAUAUUACAAUAUAAACACUAUUGUCAUCGGAUUCAAUGGUGUUAUACUGAAAGUAAAAAAUUGAAUGAUCUGCUUUUAGAGCAGGUAGGUAUGCUCAAGGCAUCCAAGGGAUAG